Molecule: messenger RNA, 5310 nt
Organism: Myxocyprinus asiaticus (Chinese sucker)
Lineage: Eukaryota; Metazoa; Chordata; Actinopteri; Cypriniformes; Catostomidae
Product: soluble lamin-associated protein of 75 kDa-like
Exons: 13
Coding region: 54-2717 (887 amino acids)
Source: RefSeq, a predicted model, not a curated record
ACUACACCAGUGGCGAGAAUAGAUCUAAAUGCCCACUGUGAACCAUUGAACUGAUGACCAAGGAUAGAAAUGGGUCUUGUAUGGCUAGAGAGUGGGGGGUUGCCUUUGUUUUGCGGAAGACCACUGGGAUGGAGUUCCCUGUAGAUUUGUUGGUGUCUGGGAAACAUGAGGAUUUGGAAAGUUCAGCCCAGAUCUACAUGAAUAAACUGCUCUACAGCAACCCAGAUAACACGCAAUUCCUUACCCUGCCCAGCUCCAGAAAGGUCCGGAUUAGUCCUGCCAAUGUUGGCUUCGUUCCUCUGUAUGGAGUCAACCUCAGACAUAAAGUCCUGGCACUGUUUGCUCCUGAGGACCAGUUCACGGCUGUGGCAUUGUUUUUGGCUGAUGAGUGGCACGCAGUGCAAGAUAUUCUCAAAACUUCUGAUCCUGCAAGAGAAGGCCUUGUGAAGGUGAGGUCUGUGGGUGAGAGGAUAGUCUUAUAUGUUCUGAACCGCAUCAUUUACCGGACAGUGGAGAUGAGUUCUAACGAAGUGCCAUUCCUGUGCCAUGGAGAAGACGACUACGCCAAAAUCCUCUGGAAGAAUGGAGAGGCAGUGGGCUUCUACUCGGUCAAAUCUAAAGGUAGCUUGUGUAAUAGCUUUGUGAGCCAGUGCUACCUGCUUCCUGUCAUGGACUCUAUAUUUGUACGAAAGGAUCACCGUGGUAAUGGUCAUGGCUUGCAGAUGUUGGAGGACUUUGUGGACUGUUUUAAAGAUGAUGAACUGGGCUUGAAAUACCCUCUAACACAGGCCAUGCAAAAGGUAUGCAGCCAGUACCUGAGCACAUAUCCAGCCGAUGCUGACCUGUUUUGGGAGGUGGAGGGAGUCGGAGGUCCCUACCAGAAAGUGAAAGUGGCAAGCAAACUUAGCUCCCUGGCACUCCGAUGGAACCACAGCUCAUGGGCAGAAGAGCACAGCAAAAAUGGAGAGGUUGCAAAUAACAAAGUGCAAAUGACUGAGGAGAGCCUGGAUAUUACGGAAGAAGUGGUGGUAGUCAAAAAACAUCUCAAAGUAGCAGAAGUAAAAUUGAAUGAAAUGCCCAUAUCCAAACGCACAUGGAGCAGCGAGCGCUCACAAAGGAAAAGGCUGAGAGAAGAACCGGAGGAGAGAGCAGAGGAGGACCGACCUGAAAAAAUCAACAGAUUAGAGGAACCGGAAACAGAAACUGAUGCUGUUGUACCCGAGACUAAAGAACCAGAGGAUGGAGAGAGUGCAGGAGAACAAGAGGACAAAGCAAACUCAGUCCAGGUGCAGGAGGCUGUGGCCACUGAAACCCCUGCAGUUGAGGCAGAGCAUGAAUGUCCGGUGGCAGAGGUGAAUGGAGAAAUGAGUGACGUUCAAGAAGAAAAAAACGAGGGAGAAUCUGACACUGUUGAGGAUGCGCUGGAUCAGGGGCGCCCCCUAGAGGAAGAAGCUGUUGUGCAAAAUGGCACUGCAGAGAAAGAGGAGAUGGAGGUAGAGGGAGAGAAAGAAGCAGAGGAGACUCUGGUUAGAAAGGAUGACAUUACCGAUCCCCUAGCAGAAUCUGAAAAAUCUGCUGCAGUGGCUGAUCAGAUUGACCAAGAGCCUAUUACUGAGGAGAAACAGGAGGCAGAGGUGGAAAUUACCCCUGCAGAUGAGGAAAUGGAAGAGGAAAUAGCUCCUGCCAUUGAGAAGGAACAAGAAGAGGAAGUAGCUCCUGCCAUUGAAGAGGAACAGGCAGAGGAAGUAGCUGCUGCCAUUGAGAAGGAAGAGGAAGUAGCUCCUGCCAUUGAGAAGGAACAAGAAGAGGAAGUAGCUCCUGCCAUUGAGAAGGAACAAGAAGAGGAAGUAGCUACUGCCAUUGAAGAGGAACAGGCAGAGGAAGUAGCUUCUGCAGUUGAGGAGGAACACGAAAAGGACUUACCUUCUGCAGUUGAGGAGGAAGAGGAAGUAACUCCUGCAGCCGAGAACACCAAAGACACUGAUCAGCCCACAGCUGUUGAGACCUCUUCUGAGGACCUUCAAGCUGACCUGUCAGAUGGGGACAGUGACGCAGUGGGGGAACCAGCGCAUCCGGAACUCGAUGCUCCAGAAGACAAGGCCUCUGGUUCUCCUACUGUGGCAGGGGAGCGAGAGGCCGUCAUGGAUUCAGAGGAACCACCUCUGAACCAAGAAAUUGAAACUGCUUCCGAUGUGCCACUUAAAGCAGAGGUGAGCCAACCUGCCAUGGAAGACAAAAAAAAAGAGGAAAUGGAGGCAGGAGGUCAAAAGAACGUGGUUCCUGAGGAGGAGCCAGAGGAAGACAAACAGGCUGACACUGAUGAAAAAGAUAAACAAAAAGAAGAAGAGAACACUUUUGCUACAGAAGAUGAGGGGAAAAGCUCAGAUGAGGCUAAUGAUUCCUCCACUGAUGUUCGAGUCCUUCGAGGAGGCAGAAGCAAACCUGUCCCUCCAACCCCCAAACGCACAUCCAGCAGACGGAGCAAAGCUGUGAUCGUAGAGGAAAUAGAAGGGGAGAUGGAGGAAGAAGAAGUGGAGGAGGAGAAGCUCACAAGCACAGAAGAGGAGAAGGGAAGCACCGAGGAAGAGGAAGCUGAAGAGCACAGCACGGGAGAGGAGGAUGAGCCACCUGUGAUUGAUAGGAGGGUUUUGAGGAGUAAAACCAAAGUGAUUAAGUCCACGCCCAGAGCGAGAGCAAAGAGACGCAGCAAAAUCUGAGUACACACAUUCACACACUGUUUCUCUGUCACUCAACAACACUCUAUUGUCCUUUUACAUACAAUACCCAGUUUAAUUUAAUUUGCACAGUAUGUAAAGUUAGUAAGCAUCUCUCAAUACACCGUUAUAUCAGAGAUCUCUUCUAAUAAAGGUGCAGAAGGUAUUUUAUACUUGGGUUUGGGUUUAUAACAGGCGGUGUGUACAAAAUCUAGGUUGUGCUUUUAAUUUAGGUUUUGUGAGUGACAUUUUUUUGCUAAAAGAAACAACAUACUGCAUAUGAAAAAAGUGCAGUAUUUCAUAUUUAAGGAAUAAUUUGGGUUAAAUUCAAGUUAAAACUUUUCACAGCGUCUGUCACCACAGAAUACAAUUUUAUAUCAUACCUCGAUUUGUGAAACAAACCAUAAAUUGGAGUACAGAGAUGCAUUUACAAUGGAAGUCUAUGGGUAAAACCGCUUGGCCCACAGACUUCCAUUGUAAGUGCACAACUAUAAAUCUGAACUUUUUUUCUGUGCCAAUUGACAGCAUGCCACAGAUUCUGUUAAUGAAACAUAACUUGUAUUUAACCUGUAAUGUUUCUUUAAUAUGCUGUAAGCACUGCCCUUUAUUUGCAUUAAAGGGAUAGUCCACCCAAAAAUGAAAAUUCAUUGCCAUCCCAGCUGUAUGACUUUCUUUCAUCUGCUGAACAAAAAUGAUUUUUAGUAGAAUAUCUCAGAUCUCUAGGUCCAUGCAAUAAAAUACAAUGCAGUGAAUGGGACUCCAGUGAUUAAAUCCAUGUCUUCAGAAGUGAUGUGAUAGGUGUGGGUGAGAAACAGAUCAAUAUUUAAGUCCUUUUUUUUUUUUUUACUAGUAUCAAUCUCCACUUUCACAUUCACAUUCUUCUUUUGUUUUUGGUGAUUUGCAUUCUUCAUGCACAUCGCCACCUACUGGGCAGGGAGGAGAGUUUAUAGUAAAAGAAUGGACUUAAAUAUUGAUCUUUCUCACCCACACCUAUCAUAUUGCUUCUGAAGACAUGGAUUAAACUGCUGUAGUUGUAUGGAUUACUCUUAUUUUGCCUUUUUGUGCUUUUCGAAGCUCCAACAUUUUGGUCACCAUUAACUUACAUUGUAUGGACCUACAGAGCUGAAAUAUUCUUCCAAAAAUCUUCAUUUGUGUUCAGCAGAAGAAAGAAAGUCAUGCACAUGAGGGGUGAGUAAAUGAUGAGAGAAUUUUCAUUUUUGGGUGAACUACUCCUUUAAGGGUUUACAGACAUCUCAAAAUUAUAGCUGUGAUUUUAACUGUUUUUACAUUAUUUUGUCUUACUUAACUUUGCAGCUUAUCCUCACCAAUCCUGAACUGCUGAUAAAAAAAAAAGCUUGCAAAUUUGCAAGACUUUAGUUACAAUGUGAAGCUCUUAAAGGGAUAGUUUUAGUUCACCCAAAAAGGGAAAUUCUGGCAUCAUUUACUCACCCUCAUGCUGUUCCAAACCCGUAACUUUCUUUCCUACGUAAAAUGCAAAAGGAGAUAUCAGGCAGAAUGACAGCCUUGGUCACCAUUCACUUUUAUUACAUAUUUUUUGCUAUUUAACGAAAGUAACUGGUGGCUGUCAUUCUGUCUUUUGUAUCUCAUUUUUUUUAUUCUACACAAGAGAAAAAGUAAAAUGGGAACAACAUGAGGGGCUUUAAAGGGACAGUUCACUCAAAAAUUAAAAUUCUGUUAUCAUUUACUCAACCCCAUGUUGUUCCAAAGCCGAAUGACUUCUUGGAACGCAAAAGGAGGUGUUAGGCGUCAACAUUAUUUAGAAUUUCUCCUUGUUUUCCACCGAAGAAAGAGUCAUAUGGGUUUGGAAUGAUAUGACUAAAUAAGUACAAGUAAAUAACAACAGAAUUUUAAUUUUUAGGUGGACUGCCCGUUUAAUAGCAAUUUGGCCACUCGUAAGUGGUUAUUUUUUUCUUACUAUAAUGACUGGUGUUUUUGCAGUGUAUGAGGAUUGUACUGUAUGACACCAUUAGCGUUAUACAUUUAAACUCACCUAAAUUGAAGAAUAUUGCUACUUUUUUUUUUCUCUGUUUAUCGUUUGUAUUUCUAAAAGUUUAAAGCCAUAUGUUGUUUCAUUCAUAUUUUUAUUUUCAAGCUGUGAAAGAGACACCCUGUCAUUGAGUUUUCCCCGCUCAAGUGUUUUUAGUCUUCGUCUUUGGUUGCACAUUUUUGUUUGACCACAAGAGUGCACUCUAGGAUGUAUUAAAAAAAAAUAAAUAAAAAAAAUAAAAAAAGCCAUUGCAAGGAGUAAAAUGAUUUCACACUCUUUCAGGACAGUCUGUUUUCUGACUCCACUGAUAUCUCACUGUGAACACUUGAGAUCUGUUGCUCACAUUUUUAUAACAGGUGAAAGUAGAAGAAUGCCAGACAUUACGUUUUUGGCGGGACUGAAUUCUUGGAUUUGUUUUUCUCGAAUGUGAUUUACUUUUGUUUUGAGAAAGGCAAAUCAAAAGUGGAAUAUUUUGGGCAUAAGUUGGAAACCUCUUUUUACUUGUUUUAGAUGUUUGAGUAAUAUUUUUCUGAAAUACCUUCCUGAAUCUGUAAAUAUCCUGUAGUUAAUAAAUACCUUUUCUGUAUA